Molecule: messenger RNA, 4334 nt
Organism: Monomorium pharaonis (pharaoh ant)
Lineage: Eukaryota; Metazoa; Arthropoda; Insecta; Hymenoptera; Formicidae
Gene: rig
Product: gem-associated protein 5
Exons: 16
Coding region: 214-4197 (1327 amino acids)
Molecular function (GO): protein binding
Source: RefSeq, a predicted model, not a curated record
UCAAGUUUACAAUAUUUCUAAUCGUGCGUUUUAUUGUCGCCGAUGGAUAUCACACGAUAUUAAAUCCGUAAUUAAAUGUUGAAUAACCGGACACCGGUUAACCUCCAAUCGACCGGUUGUUCGUUAUGCGCUAUAUAGCUCAAGCUAGCUGAAGGCGCUCUUCCACUCACAAGGAAGGAAAAGCUAAAAAAAAAAGGAAUACAACGCAACAGGAUGAAUGAAGUCACAUUGCCUCCAUCACCAAAUUGGUAUUUGGGUAAUGUCCUUGCGUGCUCGCGACGUGGAACUGUGGCAUGGGGCGCAAGGAAUUUUGUUGUCAUCGGCCGGCCAAACGAAAACAAUAUAAUGCAGUAUUCUAUAGUCAAAGAUUACUUUAAAGAUAAAGUAGUUACAUUGGCAUUUUGUCCUAAGCUUGACAGUCCGGACAGUCCAGAUUUAUUAAUCUGUGGUGGUGAUGACUCUAAAGUCAGAAUUUUAAACGCGUAUACAUUAGAAUUGAUAGCAGAAUUCUGUUUUGCCAAUGAAAGCAAAUUAACUGCAGGAGUUGAUUGGUCAGCUCGAGACAAUAAUCUUGCAUGCGCAGUGAACUCAGAUGGUUUUCUAAUGUACUGUAAUGUACGAGAUAAGACUUCAAAAAUAGUAUCUCUAGGCAAGCUAACUGCUACAUGUUUAGCUUGCUGUCCUCAUGAUUCUAAUCUUAUAGCACUAGGUACUAAAAGCGGUCUAGUUUAUAUUAUCCAAUAUUUUUCUAUUGUUCAAAAAGAAACAAUAUUAUAUAGAAUGAGGGGACACAACGAAGACAUAGUCAGUCUAUCCUGGUGCCCUUCACAGAUGAAUGUGUUUCAAAGAGACGAAGAAAGAGAUUUACUCUUAGCUUCUGGCGCAAAGGACAGAUCUGUAUAUAUUUGGAGAACUGGUAGAGAUGGCAGAUAUGAGACUGUAAUACACUUACCAAAUCUACCAGUCACGCCUUCUUCGCAUAAAAGCAAGCUUAAUAGUAUAAAUGGAACGUGGAUUGCUGUAUGUUGGAUAGAGCCCAAUGUGCUUUUGACUAGUUCGCUUUGGGGUGAACUUCUUUCUUGGGAUCUAUCAAAUAAAACCAAGCCUGAAUGUAAAGUGUUCCAUACGUUUCAUAAUAGAGGAUUGUUUUCCAUUGCUGCUGUACCUAACUACAAUGCAACGCCUGAUAAUUUGAAGACAGAUUCCGAAUUUUCAGUAUUAUUAAUGUAUUUUAGGCUCAAGGUCUGGUCUUUGGCACAAGAUCGCUGGGUUGUAGGUUGUAAACGUAAUAACGAUUCUACAAAACCACCGAUCCUGGAGCAUAAAAUACCUACACAAGGAGGAUUCAUAUAUUGCAUGAGCCCUUGUCCCAUUGAUACCUCGCGCAUUGCAUUUGGCGUAGGAGACAUGAUGCUGCGUGUGUGGAAUUUGUCUGAACCUCACACAACAACUUUUGACAUGGUUAUGCAUUGGCAGAUGGUAAAAGGAAAAAUAAGAGCGAUCUCAUGGUUCCCAGAGGAUGAAUCUACUAUUGCUUUUGGUACUGGAGAAGGCCGCGUUGGUGUAUUUGAUGCAAUUGGAACUAACAAACCACCUAUAUUAUACAGACAGUAUCACAGAAAUACAAUUUAUAAGCUUGAAUGGGCUAAACUUAACUCAGAAUAUUUUUUGUUUUCUUGUGCAGAAGGAGAAUUAAUAAGGUAUAAAAAAUCCUCGCCGAAUGAUGAACCUAUGUCUAUAAUUAAAAAAGGAUGUUUGGAAUUUUCUUGGAAAUCCAAUUUGUGCUUAGCAAUUGCAUUAGAAAAUGGGUCAAUUAUAUUUUACGAUCAGAUGCUGAAUAAACGUGGCAACACAAUACACAUUUUAAGAACCGUUGUGAAUUGUCUAGCGUGGCAUCCCGACAGUACAAUGGCAGAUGAAUGGACGUCGCCGUUUGCUAAUUACUUGGCAGUUGCCUCCGAUUCGUGUAGCAUAUUAAUUUAUGAUAUGUCAAAAUUAUUAAAAGAAUUAAAAGACAAUGGAGAUGUUACAGAAAACAGAAAUGACAAAGACGCGAUGCACAAGUUAGUAACGACAUUAAACGGACACUUUGAAAAAGUGGUGUGUCUAGCUUGGAGUCCGCAUUUCAGUGGAUACUUAGUGUCUGGUAGCUACGACAAUAUUGCACAGGUAUGGAACGUUGAAAAAGAGGAAUUGAUAGGCACAUAUAUGGGUCACGACGGGCCUAUAUUGUCCUGUAUGUGGAGCCCUCUCAAACCACAGUUAAUAAUGACUGGUUCAUCGGAUUUUACGCUACAUAUAUGGAAUUACACUUCACCGGCGCAAUCACCAAGGCAACUUUCCGACAUUAAGGCUGAGAAGAAAAAACAUAAACAACAGAAAAAGAGUUUAAAAAAUAAGAUGGAUAAUAAUGAAAAUAAUAAUGAGACUAUGUCAAAUCCCAUUAGUCCAUCUGCCGAAGCAACUCAAACUAAAUUGAAAUCGUCAAAAAGAAAAGAAAAAAAGUCAUACUUUCCUAAAUAUGACAAAUUAAUAAAAGAUAAAAAUCAGAUCUUGAAUUUUAUCAAGCACGAUAUGAAAAGUAGUCAAAUCAAAGAAGGUGGUGCUAUUCCAAUUUCAUUAUUUUGCGAAAAGGAAGAUGAUGUUUAUUCAAUAGUUUCUAAUGAAAAGACACAGGACAAUUUAGAUAUCGUUACCGAGAUAAAUUUAUGGUGUGAUGAAUUAAAGGAUCACUUAAACAUGGCGGCUUCAGCUCAUGAAUUAAAUGACUUUUUAGUAUCGCUUGCACCUAGUGUCUCUAUGAAAAUGUGGAGAGAAAUGUGCGAAGUGUAUGCGCAACAAUUAAUAGAAGGCGAUAAUCCAGGAAAAGCAGUAACAUAUUUAUUAAGUAUACACAAAAUUUACGAAGCCUUAGAAGUACUUUUAAAUACUAACAUGUAUAAAGAAGCUUAUGCACUCGGAAGAUUGAAAUUGGAUGCUGAUGAUGCAUUUCUAAACAAAAUAUUAGAAUCCUGGGCGAAAUGGGCUACUGUUAAAGGUCAUCUGGAACAGGCAGCUCAGUGUCACGUAAAAUUGGGGCAAUUUGAUGAGGCAGCAACGAUUCUUUCUCGUCGUAAAGAUUUACACUGUUUAGAAGUAGCGUCAGAAUUAGCGUUUUUAAGUGGUAAUGAGGAAUUUGGUAUGUCUUUAACUGUGGAUGCAAUGACACGUGCUCUAAUGAAGUUAGAUUGGUCCAAAGCACGUUCCCUUAUUAAGGACAUCCGACAAGUUCAGUAUUUGAAUGUACAUAUAGAUGCUCAUGAGACAAUCAUGAGCACAUACUCGGAAGAGACUGAGUUAGACAUGAUGAAGAUAUGGUUGGAAGGAAAAAAAAAUAGAAGUGUGUUACAAAUUCUUAAGGAAAAAUAUGACACCUCCUAUUACGAUGUUUUAUACAAGAAAAAUGACAUUAACAUUAAUGUGAAAAAUAUAUCUUGCGAUAAAACGAUGGAAAUAAUUAUUAGUUAUCAAAUUGCUUUGGCGGCCAUGUGCGAUGCAAAAGAAGCCCAAUUGAAACAUUUAACAGCAGCAAUAAAUAACGUGUUCGAAUUCGAAAAUCUAGCUGUCAAAUACGGAUCAACGAAAAAGGAAGGAUUCUUUACACAUGUUCUUACGAUAUUAGAUACCAAGAAACCAACGGACAAAGACAGCAUUUACGCCGAGAACGAUUAUCCCGUGUCGCAGAGUAUACGCGCUUAUUUAUGCGUUGGUCUUCUGAAUUGGUUAUCGAAAUAUUCGGAAAAAUUAUCGGACGAAGAAGAAACGCAGUUUAUGCAGUUGGUAUUAAACUUGUUAAAUGAUAUCAUAAAUGAAACAAACAUAUCUCAUCAGAAGAACGUUGAUAGAUAUAAUGAAUUGGAGGAAAAAAUUAUGAUUCUUGCAGUGAAAACGAAGAAUGAGACAGAAGAUGGUGAUAAUUAUAGAGAUCUCGAAAAAGAAGCACAAGAACUCAAAUUUAAUAUAAAUAAAUUUAAUGAGGAACGAGUUUACACACCAAAUCUUAACACCGUUUUAGAAAUAGCUCAUUCAGUUGCUAUCAAAUUGAGAGAUAGUAACCAAUUUCAACUUUUACAAUUUUGUAAUAAUCUCACUAAGGAGACAGUGACAGUUGACAGUAUCAUGACGGAAGAAGACGAAAAUUUAGUAUCUCUUUCAUAAUUUAUAAUAAACAAAAAAACAUCCAUUUGAAGAAAACGAUGAUAUCUUGAUGAACUAUUUUCUUCUGAUAAUACUACACUGUGAAUAUCUCAAAUAGAUGAAAGUUAAGAAUUUAAAAUAUAAAUAUAAAAAAAUAA